AUGUGUUAUUACCAGGACCCGCUGCACAGCAAUCUCAUCGGCAACAAGUGUCCUGUAUGUUCUGGGGACUGCAACAAGUGCGAGGACGCGCGCACUUGUACGGAGUGCAAGAACACCAUGUAUCUGAACCCGGACUUUUGGUGUGAGGCCGAGUGUCCAGUAGGCUACUACAAGGUAGGCAACGCAGACGUGGGCAACACUUGCGCCAAGUGCCCCGUGAACUGCCGGACCUGCACCGAUGAGAACACGUGCACGGAGUGCAUGGACUUCAAGUACUUGGCGCCCAGCAGGGAGUGCGUGGAGGUGUGUCCCAACAACACCUUCCCGCAGGGAGAAGCCGAGACGGGCCGUGCCUGCCCGCACUGCGAGAAGAACUGCCACGUUUGCGAGUCCGCGACGGUGUGCCUGGAGUGUGCCGGCCCCGGACUGGCCCGGCGGAUUUUGGGGGGCCACUGA
Molecule: messenger RNA, 456 nt
Organism: Effrenium voratum
Lineage: Eukaryota; Dinophyceae; Suessiales; Symbiodiniaceae
Source: the annotation of a GenBank genome assembly